AUGCGACCGCUGCUCGACGUAACUCUUUCGGCACUCCACCUGUGCUGUUGCGUGGCCAUCGUCUGUCGCAAGGCGCACGGCUGGCCGCCUCCCAGCCGCCUAUAUAUACGGCGGCUCGGCACUCGGGCCGCCGUGUGUCUCUGCAGCUCAUCCAACAACAUGAUCAAGAUUGCUCUGGUGCUGGCUUUGGCCGCCUGCUGCGUGAGUGCCGCCCCCAAGGCGGGCCUCGCCCCCUUGGCCUACUCCGCCCCCCUGGUGGCGGCCGCCCCCGUGUCCUACGCCGCCCCCGCGCCGGCUGUCGUUACGGCGCACAGCUCGCAGUACAUCGCUCAGAACUUCAACGGACUCGCCGUGGCCGCCGCCGCCCCCGUUGUCGCCGCCGCCCCUGCAGUUGCUGCAGCGUACCACGCCGCCCCUGUUAUUUUCGUCUAG
Messenger RNA from Schistocerca cancellata (South American locust), 432 nucleotides. Its product is annotated as cuticle protein 16.5-like. NCBI's taxonomy places the organism in Eukaryota, Metazoa, Arthropoda, Insecta, Orthoptera, Acrididae. The transcript is spliced from 2 exons. The record is from RefSeq and is a predicted model, not a curated record. The coding region runs from base 1 to 432 and encodes 143 amino acids.